Alternaria burnsii is the source of this 4152-nucleotide messenger RNA. Its product is annotated as 26s protease regulatory subunit 8. The coding region runs from base 1 to 4152 and encodes 1383 amino acids. Lineage: Eukaryota; Fungi; Ascomycota; Dothideomycetes; Pleosporales; Pleosporaceae. The record is from RefSeq and is a predicted model, not a curated record. Gene Ontology annotation, biological process: proteasome-mediated ubiquitin-dependent protein catabolic process. Gene Ontology annotation, cellular component: proteasome regulatory particle, base subcomplex. The transcript is spliced from 9 exons. Gene Ontology annotation, molecular function: proteasome-activating activity; ferric iron binding; ATP binding.
AUGGUUAACAUUGCCUCCAUCCUCGCCGGUGCUGCUGCAGCCACAUCCUUCAUUAGCACUGUAGCUGCUCAUCCUGGCGAGAAGCAUGAUCACGUCAAGAUCAAGCGUGAGAUUGACGCUCGUGGUCUGCGUGCAGCAGCGGCAAAACGUUCCUUGGCCGAGUGUCAAGACACUCUCAAGCACCGCAGCUUGAUGCGUCGUGCGGAGGCACGUCGUGCAAACACCUUAGAUGCUCUUCGCGAAAAGCGUGGUAUUACUGCAAAGUCCAAAAAGUACCGUCGCGACCUAGCCCUCCUCCAGGAGUUCGAGAACGUCAAUCACAAUAUGACGGGUGUGAUGAGUUACACACCCAACACUCUCGCCAGUGACAUCUUCGCUGCAAACACCUCCUGCAUCCUCUCUCCUGAAGUCACCGACGGCCCCUAUUAUGUCACUGGAGAAAUGAUCCGCAAGAAUGUUGUCGAGGACCAAAAGGGCAUCGAUCUCUAUCUUGAAGUCCAAUACGUCGACGUAAGCACCUGUGAGCCUGUACCACAGCUUUACGUUGACGUAUGGAACUGCAACUCUACCGGCUACUACAGCGGUGUCGAGUCCGGCCAAGGCGGUCUCAACACUACUUUCCUGCGCGGAGUUCAAGAGACUGAUGCGGAUGGUGUUGUAGCCUUUGAAACUCUGUUCCCAGGCCACUACGAGGGUCGUGCAAUACAUACGCACCUCCUCGUCAAGAGCAACGUAACCGUUCGCUCCAACGGCACCACCGGCUCCGAUGGUGCCGUAACACACAUUGGCCAGCUCUUCUGGCCUGAAGACCUCAUAUCCGCUGUCGAAGCUACGGAGCCUUAUGCUUCCAACACCCAGGCAUAUACUAGCAACGAUGAGGAUAUGUGGUCUAUCGUUCAGGCCGACAAUGACUUCGACCCCUUCCCGGAGUACGUGUAUCUUGGGGAUGACGUGGAAGAUGGCUUGAUGGCAUGGAUCCAGAUCGGCAUCAACUCUACAGCUGAUUAUACUGACGAUGAGUACUAUGCUGUUGCUGCGGACUAUCAAGCGGGUGGAGGAGUUGCGAAUGAGAAUGCUAGUGAUAUGGGUGGUGAAGGCGGUGCGGGAGGUAAUGGAACCAUGCCGAGCGGAGCUAUGCCUUCUGGCGCUGUUCCAUCGGGCGCAGCUCCAACAAGUUUGUCAAUACAGGGCUGUGGAACACCAUCCAUCAAACCUUGGAUGGUCAUAUGCAACCCUCAGCACACCGGUCAUGGCGUUUUCGUACCCCGCCCGGCUGACAAGAGGCUUGUUCCAAUCACAUCUUCACAGCCUCCCUCAACCGCAAGAGCCGAGUCUACGAGGACAGUGAAUAACCUCGUCCAAGCCGACGUGGUUCGGAGGGCGUUGUUAGCACACCAUCGUAUCAUGUCAAUGAUAUCUUCUCCUAGCUGUACUUCUCAGGAUAUACAAGCUAUGGUAGUAGCGACGUCCGUUAGCCGAAACAUCUCCAGCGGCAAUGCUGUUCAAAUCAACGGGCCUGUGGCAGAUAAGGUCUAUAAUCUUAACUUCAAGACUCUGGUUGUAUCUCCAGACUGCAAGUGCGGCUGGGGUAUAGAGAUAGUCUCGUCUGGGAACGAAUCAGCACUACCGAGUAGAUGCGCGGCGAAGGUGCCGAACAAGAGCAAAGUACUCAAGACUCCAUCUUCGUCGAAAGUGUCCGGGAAAUUUACUGUACAAUUGCCAAAAAAGACAUCGGAUAGAUGUGUCCUCCAAGGCCAGAAUUUAACUCUCAACUCAAGCACGAGUGACACCCGUCAUGUGGUUCGCGCCAUAUUUCGACCCACCAUUUUGAACAAUUUCAUUGCACACAAGAUUGUGCGCCGUCUAAGUCUUGUAGUGUACAGCGGUUCUUCGUUUACGAUGGAGACUACUUCGGAUCGAAUUCACCUUCCGCCCACCAAUGAUUAUGUCGAUCUCGCUCGCUACUCGCAAGAGGGAAAAGAAGAAUUCGCCAUAUGUCGCUUCUACGUUGUCAAGGAUAGUCGCCAGGCUGAAGUAUUGGCUGUUUUUGCCGCCAUCCAAGCUACCACUCAACUCGUAGAACAAGCCUUCCGAAUUGUCGAUCGCCUUCGCAGGGCGUAUAGUCGUCAAAAAGCUCUGGCUGAGGUCUUGACUCGACACCGUAGCGAACUCGAAAGCAUCAAAGCGAUCAUCGGUAUUAUAGACGAUGAGGAAGACUUGCAAAUUCCUACUGUGGCUACAGAACUAGUCCGACUGCAAGGCGUUCAAGUCAGGCUGGCCGAAUUGCUUGAGAACCUGGAUCCGAAGAUGACAAGUAAGAUGAAUCAGAUUGCACGCCAGCUGACGUCUGGCUCGGCAGACGAGAAGAAACUGGGUGACAUUAUGGAUGAGUUGGUUCAAGUAAAGACGAUGCUUGUGUUGCGGAUCCAAGUCGCCCAUGUCGGAGUGAUACGUACCAUAGGGAAAGAAGCCGUGGUCAAUGCUGAAGCGAUACAGCGAAUUGAUGAGUAUUUAAGGGAGCACGUCCAUAACUGCGAGGGCCUCAAAAUCGCGAAAUUAUUGAAGGGCCGACGUCGAUCAAAUGAUGGCACUGUGCCAUUGACUCUUGCGGACCUUAAGGCUCUGAGCAACGAAGCUAAUGGCGAGGGCGAAGAUAGCGGAGACGAGACGCUUGUUGAUGAUAUUGAGGUGGUGUCACGAGAUUUGCCGGUCAAGACGGAGCGCAUUAUUACACGCAACAUAGCGCGCAACCAGGCUCUUCAGAUCAAUGCUGCAAUUAUAGAGGACCUUUGGAAAGACGUGAACCAUCUCAAGAUUCAUGACAACGUCGCCGAAGACGAGAGUACGCAGGUCAACUAUGCCAUGAAUCGCGAGGCAUUUUCGGUGGUCCUUGAGCAACGGAACAAGGCCGUAUCAGCGCCCCGACAGAAGACGGCAUCAAGCACAUCAGCCCAAAUACCGCCGCCGGCGCCCGCCACAGCCAUGGCGCUCGACACCUUCUUCCACAACAAGAUCGAGACGAUGAAGCUCGAGAUCAUACAGGGCCAGGCCAAGCUACGACGACUCGAAGCCCAGCGCAACGACUACAACUCAAGAGUGCGGUUACUGCGAGAAGAGCUCGGCCUCCUACAGCAGCCGGGGUCCUAUGUCGGCGAGGUGGUCAAGGUCAUGGGCACCAAGAAGGUGCUUGUAAAGGUGCACCCCGAAGGCAAAUACGUCGUCGAUGUCGCCGACAGCGUCGAUAUCAGCAAACUCACCGCCGGCAAGCGCGUCACCCUGCUCAGCGACUCGUACAAGCUCGAGAAGCUGCUUCCCUCGUCCGUCGAUCCCCUCGUCUCCCUCAUGAUGGUCGAGAAGGUGCCCGACAGCACAUACGACAUGAUUGGUGGCUUGGACCAGCAGAUCAAGGAGAUCAAGGAAGUCAUCGAGCUGGGUCUGCAACAUCCCGAACUCUUCGAGUCGCUCGGUAUUGCUCAGCCCAAGGGUGUGCUGCUAUAUGGCCCACCGGGUACAGGAAAGACACUGCUUGCGCGUGCCGUCGCCCACCACGCUGACUGCAAGUUCAUCCGCGUGUCUGGUAGCGAGCUGGUGCAAAAGUACAUUGGUGAAGGCAGUCGCAUGGUCCGCGAGCUCUUCGUCAUGGCACGAGAACACGCACCCAGCAUCAUCUUCAUGGACGAAAUCGACAGCAUUGGAUCAAGUCGAGUCGAGGGAAGCUCAGGUGGUGAUUCCGAGGUGCAGCGAACCAUGUUGGAGCUGCUGAACCAGCUCGACGGUUUCGAGCCCACCAAGAACAUCAAGAUUAUCAUGGCAACCAACCGACUGGACAUUCUAGACCCCGCCCUUCUACGACCCGGACGUAUCGACCGAAAGAUCGAGUUCCCGCCGCCAACCGUCGAAGCCCGUGCCGACAUUCUGCGCAUUCACUCUAGAAGCAUGAACCUGACGCGUGGCAUCAACCUGACAAAGGUUGCCGAGAAGAUGAACGGAUGUUCAGGAGCCGAGCUCAAGGGUGUGUGCACCGAGGCCGGCAUGUACGCACUGAGGGAGAGGAGAGUGCACGUAACGCAGGAGGACUUUGAUCUGGCCACCGCAAAGGUGCUGAACAAGCACGACGACAAGGCGACCAGUUUGAGCAAGCUGUGGAAGUAG